Messenger RNA from Naegleria fowleri, 1548 nucleotides. RefSeq lists its product as uncharacterized. The transcript has 4 exons. The record is from RefSeq and is a predicted model, not a curated record. Lineage: Eukaryota; Heterolobosea; Eutetramitea; Acrasida; Naegleriidae. Bases 1 to 1548 code for a protein of 515 amino acids.
AUGUCUGCAACUGCCUCAUCAUCAUCAACUUUAUCAGAUCGGAAUGGACGUGAUGAAGAGGAUGCAUCUGGCAAUUCCCGAGAGGAAACUAGAUCUUCCUCCUCAAAUGUUUCAUCAUCAUCAUCGACUGCACUGCCCAAAAUCAUACCAUUCCCAUACUUGAUUUGCUUUGAAAAUACAUAUUAUUGGAAGGCUGCUUUUAAUCAUAUCAUUGGAAAAUUGGAAAGUUCUGCUGGAUCGCUCACGCAGAGUUCAUCCUCCACGGAUGCAUCUUCUUUGGCUGUAAAUAAUGUAAAAACAACAGAAAAUUCGAAAAAUAGAUCCAUCUCUAUAGUUGUUUUAUUUGAAAAUAUCAAUUCUGUGGAACGUGAAAAUUAUUUAUUGAAUCCUUGUUUAUGUGUGAAAACAAAUUUGAAUAAUGGAGAGAAGCAUUAUUUCUAUAAAUUAGAAAGCAUUACGAACUGUAUUUCAAUAAUUGAGCAUGCAAGUCAAAUGUCACUCUCAUGCCAACUUCGAAACAAAUUAAUCACACUGAAAGAAGAGAGGCCUGAAGUCAGACCUCAUUCAAAACCAACAAAACAAAAGCCUUCCAAAAAGAAACCAACAUCCACUACUGAUGAAGAUCUUUCCACUCGAGAUAAAAUUGAACGUGAAAAAGAUGAAAUGAUCUUGCUGGCAAAACACACCAAGAGCAUCAAUCAAGAUUCUCUUCAACAAUUAACUUCUCAACAAAAUGAUCUGAAAGAAACGAAAGAAAAAUAUUUGGAACCCAUGAACACCUACAAUGCUCUUGGAAGUCGAUUGUUGACAGGAAUGUCAUGGGGUGGAUUCUUCAAAAAUCUGUGGAGUUAUUCGAAUUGGAAAAAAAUUGAAAAACAGGCUCUUUCCUUUCAGUCUGGAGAAACAUCUGAAAAACAAAGAAGCUUAGAUUUUGAUGCCCAUGCGUUUGAAAUUUUGAUUCGAAAGGGAGAUACAAAACAUUAUACUGCAUGCAUUGCUGUGAUGCGAUCAAAAGUGAUGGAAAUUAUUGAUGACAGACAGAGCAGAUACAUUCAAGAUUCGAUCGAAUAUUCCAAUUUGAGUGGAUUGGAAGUGAUAACUCCCUUUGUUUUCACUCUCAUUUUCAAAACCACAAACACCACUCUCACAAUAUUGUCUGUAUUUACGCCUUUCAUUAUUGACCACAUCAAGAGCUGUAACAAGACAAUUAUUCCAAUGGAUGAAACUGGUUGUUUUCAUUCUUCAAAAUUUGAUUUAUUUUCCUUGUACUCUAAAAAUUCUGUUCAACUUGUACACAUUGCCAUUGAUUUGCUUCGAGACUAUUUUCCCAAAGAUUUGGAGGAGGAAACAAACAAGAAGGACGCAAAGUUAGAUUACUUACUCGAUAUUGUCAAUGAUAUUCACUCCGUUGCAAGUGUUACAAAUAAUGUUCUCUCUGAAUCGCAUCAAUUUCUGGAAGAUUUCGUGACGGAUGUGCAGGGAGUGACGAGUGAUGUUAACAAGAAUACCAGAGUGAUCAAUAAGAAAUUAGAAUCGUCGUGGUUUUAG